AUGUCCUAUAACCAAAUUAAUACCACUACAACUCCUGGAUUACCUUUAAAUAUUUCUUUACAUAAUGAGCUACAUAAUAUAACUAAUAAUAAAUAUAAAUCUAUAAAUCCGUAUAAAUUUUUAUUUUUUAUUUUUGUUGUAAUUUACCUUAUUGUAAAAUUAUUUUCUUGUAGAUUAUUUCGAUGUGUACAUCGCAGACAACGCAGGGAUAAUAAUUAUGAUUUAAUAUCUAUAGAUUCUGGCUAUUUCGAAAAUUUUCACGAAGAUGGACAAGAAGAAAAUGUAGAUUAA
Plasmodium gallinaceum is the source of this 291-nucleotide messenger RNA. RefSeq lists its product as hypothetical. The record is from RefSeq and is a predicted model, not a curated record. The coding region runs from base 1 to 291 and encodes 96 amino acids. The transcript is spliced from 2 exons. Lineage: Eukaryota; Apicomplexa; Aconoidasida; Haemosporida; Plasmodiidae.